Molecule: messenger RNA, 1854 nt
Organism: Debaryomyces fabryi
Lineage: Eukaryota; Fungi; Ascomycota; Pichiomycetes; Serinales; Debaryomycetaceae
Gene: RAP1
Product: DNA-binding transcription factor
Exons: 1
Coding region: 1-1854 (617 amino acids)
Biological process (GO): regulation of DNA-templated transcription; telomere maintenance via telomere lengthening
Cellular component (GO): shelterin complex
Molecular function (GO): telomeric repeat DNA binding
Source: RefSeq, a predicted model, not a curated record
AUGAGUUUUCAUACCAUUGAGUAUUCAGCUGGGAUGGUUUCGCCUAGUUCGAACAACCAAUUAGCGCUUGGAAAUGUGCAAAGUGGAGCGGCCGCGUCGCAUGGGAUUUUUACGUACGAUGGAGGUAUUCCUAUGCUAUUUUUCGUCCCAUUUAACGACCCAAAUAGAUACGAGUACAAGCAGAAGAUAAUUAGUCAUGGGGGAAUUAUCACGGAUACCGAACCUAACGAGUCUACUGGUAAUAGAAUUAUAUUGUUAAGUUCGUUUAAUAUAAGGGGACAAUUAUGCUUCAAGUUGAGUUUUAUUGACGACUCCAUUAAGAAUAAUGGGGUUUGCGAUUUGAGUAAUUAUAAGUAUCAGAUUCCAGAGGUAUACGAUCCAUCUAGUAUUUCUGGCCAAAAUAAGAUUAUCAAGAUUAAUUCAGAAGGCGAUGGGGCAGGUCAGAAUGACGCAGCAGCAUUUUCAAAUGUGAUUAGCAGAAAUGUUAGACCACCACCGAUGAGAACAUCACGCCGGUUCAAUGACUUGAAAGAUGAAUAUAUUUUGAAGCAGAUUAGAUUAAAUCCAAGACUAAGAAAUAGUCAUAAGUUCUUUGACGGUUUAGCAACUCAUGACGUUUUAAAAGGUCACACUGGUAACUCAAUUAGAAGUAGAUAUAGAAAUCACUUAGAGUCUAGGUUGGCAUAUGUUUAUAAAACCGAUGAAGAUGGUGCAUUGAUUAAAUCUGCCGAUGGAAAGAAUAUUAGGGAAAGUCUUGAAAAUUUACCCAAGACUUUGAAGAAUAGGUUUACGGCAUUAGAGGAUUUCAACUUGUGUACUGAGUUAAUUGAGUAUAGCAGACAAAAAUAUUACGAAGAUUUAGAGUCUGGUGCAGUUGAAAAGGACGAAGAUGGUAAGCCAAAGCCUUUUGACUUAUAUCAAGAAUUCACAGCGCCAGUGUCAUUCUUUACAAUGAUGGCCAAAACUUAUCCCAGUCACUCAUACCAUUCAUGGAGAGAUAGAUACAGAAAGUUUGUUCGCCAAUAUGGCGCACAGAAAUAUAUUGAUGAUUAUAAUAGAUCAAUUCAAAAUGGUGAAACUCCCGAACAAAUGAAGAAUUUCACCGGGAAAAAGGCAGGGCUAACCAGGGGAUUUAAAGAAUUGAUUGGAUCGAGCUACAAUGAUAAUUACAGAGCAUUGCCAUCAAACGAAAAUGCCAGAGAUGAUGAAACAAUAGAUGAAAAAAUAAAACAGAUAAGAUCUUCGGAUUAUGAAGGAGCUGCAGGGAAUGUUGGUGAAAUUCAGGAAGCUGAAGGGGGACCAAAUAAUGAUCUUGAGCAAGUAAUUGAAUCACAAUCGCAACCAGAAUCACAAUCACAAGGUCAAGGCGGAUCCGUUCUUGAAUCUCAAUCGACAUCACAGAUGUGGUCGAAUUUCGAUAUUAAAUACCUCCCUCAAGGCAUUACGCUUGAAGAUUUAUUUAACAAAAACUUUUAUAAAAUUGCACCUAGUGAAAUAAGUUCAAAGGUGGAAACAAUCUUAAACGAUAUCGAGCUAUCUGCUCCAGCUUUAUUGCUUAAAUCAUUCAAUGAAAUAGGUAUUAAUGACGUUUUUACAGCUCAUUUAAUUAUGGCGUCCUCUGGAGAUAUUGUGAAUAUGCAAGUGUUCAUUGAUAAAUUUUUGGAUUUGAUUCCACAUUUGCAGGAAGAUCAACUUUACGACGGGUUACAAAUCGAGGAUACGGAUGGUAUAUGGACCAAUAAACUUGACAGUUAUUUACUCAGUGGUUCGAAACAGGACAUGAAGAAAUUACAAGCAAUUCAAAGUCCACAUUCCAUCGAUGCUAGAAGACUUUUCCUUGAAAAAUUUGCCUGA